Molecule: messenger RNA, 3761 nt
Organism: Coregonus clupeaformis (lake whitefish)
Lineage: Eukaryota; Metazoa; Chordata; Actinopteri; Salmoniformes; Salmonidae
Exons: 32
Coding region: 108-3761 (1217 amino acids)
Source: RefSeq, a predicted model, not a curated record
ACAUCACCUGUGAAUCCUACAAUGCCAUAUUCACGGGUCUCGACCAAAGUUUGCAAUCUCUUCCGCCUCACCUCUCACAGGGUGUGGAGUCAAGCUUGGAAGCACUGAUGAAGACAUUCCAACGUUGCUCAAGGCCUCCAGCUUUAAUUGUGUGCAAAGAAACAUUGGUCAAUGAGAAACAACUUUGUGCUGGAUUUAACAGCACACAACUGAAGCAACAGAUGUCCUUUGGCAAUUCCUCUGAAUCCCUUUGCAAUUUCAACGUCUCUGAAUAUGCCUGUUCCUCAACUACCCGUCUCUCAGCGGACAACUUGGUAACGAUUCUGAAAUGCCAAUUGGCGAGCAAAAAUACUUACUCAACGGAAAUGUGGAAGCUGUUCUUCCAAAACAAUGCUGCUGUUCUGGAUCAGGCUCUUCUGGAUUACUCCAGCAUGAACCCUAACAUCAGCAGUCCAGCCAUGCCAAAUGUCCUUGAUGCCAUCGGAGAGCUCAAAAUCAACAACUUCAGUAAUGCACAGCUAAACGACCCCAGUUUCGUGGACAAGUUGUUCCAGAAGAAUCUCCGUCCAUUCUUGGCAUCUCUAUCCAGGAAUUUCCUCUCCUGUCUCAGCUCAAAGAACUUCAGUUGUCAGACCUACCAAAUUGUCAUUAACGCUCUAAGCAGCCAAAAAGAUUCCAUGGACAGAGAGCAACAACGAUUGAUCUUCACUCAUUACAUCUAUCCAUUCCUUUCAAGAAAUGACUCAUCAGAUCCCGGCUGUGUCUCAAACACCAGUGGAAGCAUGGACUGGCUCCAGAGGAACUUUGGCAUCUUUUCUGUUUUUGCAGAACUGCAAGAGUUACAAGUCCUCAAUCCCGACUUCUCCAGCAAGGAAUCACUGUCGCUGCUUACCCCAACCCAGGUGGCACAGUUGACAUUGACCUCUGGGGCAUUGAAUGACACAGCUGACAUUAAACUUGUGUUUAUGCGGCUGGAGGAAGGAGACGCUUUCAAAAAUGUUGAUGAGUUUCUGACGAUACUGACCGCAAAGGAAGAGAUUCCUGACAUCUAUCCAGCUGUGAGAGAUGUGAUGAUGAAUCUGACAUUUAACAUCAUCAGCCUUCAAUUCCCAAAGUUCGAAACGCUGGACUGGAUUGCAUGGUUCGAAGUAAAGCUGAUUCCCAUCCUCCCCAGUUUUAAUGAAGUCAUGCUCACCAUUGCUACCUCAAACGUUACCUGCACCAACUACCAAGUCAUUGUAAAAGGAAUGGACAGAGCUUUCCCUGAAAUGACUGAGGGUAGAAGAGAAGGAAUCGCAGGAGUCCUGCUGAAAUACCUGAGGAUAUCUGUACACCUUAUCAAUGAACCAGUUUGCAGGUUGAACAUCCACAACGACACUGACUGGCUUGCAAUCAACCUGGGUCCAUACUCCGAAUACACAACCUAUUCGGAUCUCAAAGACUUCAACAUCUCAGGGGUGGCAGUUCUAGACUCCCUCUCACCAAACCAGAAAGCUGAGCUGGUACUGGACCCAAGCACUGGCGCUCUGGAGAAUGAGACUCUUGUGAAGAAGGUUUUCAUCAGCUUGCUGGAAUCUCCAAGGGAAGAGCAGCUCAAUGAGUUCUUUGUGACUUUUGUUGAAGUCACCAAGCAGGAAAACAUCACCAUCAUCACAAACACAGCCGUAAGAGACACAAUGCUAAACCUGACCUUGAUGGCUCUUGCUCCCAAAUUUGACGUCUUUGAGCCAAAAGACUUCCAGCUGUGGUUCCAAGUCAAUCUGGUUGUUCUGCUGGCCAGCUUCAAUCCUGGCAGAUUGGUUGUUAUCCCCCUAAACAUCACCUGUGAAUCCUACAAUGCCAUAUUCACGGGUCUCGACCAAAGUUUGCAAUCUCUUCCGCCUCACCUCUCACAGGGUGUGGAGUCAAGCUUGGAAGCACUGAUGAAGACAUUCCAACGUUGCUCAAGGCCUCCAGCUUUAAUUGUGUGCAAAGAAACAUUGGUCAAUGAGAAACAACUUUGUGCUGGAUUUAACAGCACACAACUGAAGCAACAGAUGUCCUUUGGCAAUUCCUCUGAAUCCCUUUGCAAUUUCAACGUCUCUGAAUAUGCCUGUUCCUCAACUACCCGUCUCUCAGCGGACAACUUGGUAACGAUUCUGAAAUGCCAAUUGGCGAGCAAAAAUACUUACUCAACGGAAAUGUGGAAGCUGUUCUUCCAAAACAAUGCUGCUGUUCUGGAUCAGGCUCUUCUGGAUUACUCCAGCAUGAACCCUAACAUCAGCAGUCCAGCCAUGCCAAAUGUCCUUGAUGCCAUCGGAGAGAUCAAAAUCAACAACUUCAGUAAUGCACAGCUAAACGACCCCAGUUUCGUGGACAAGUUGUUCCAGAAGAAUCUCCGUCCAUUCUUGGCAUCUCUAUCCAGGAAUUUCCUCUCCUGUCUCAGCUCAAAGAACUUCAGUUGUCAGACCUACCAAAUUGUCAUUAACGCUCUAAGCAGCCAAAAAGAUUCCAUGGACAGAGAGCAACAACGAUUGAUCUUCACUCAUUACAUCUAUCCAUUCCUUUCAAGAAAUGACUCAUCAGAUCCCGGCUGUGUCUCAAACACCAGUGGAAGCAUGGACUGGCUCCAGAGGAACUUUGGCAUCUUUUCUGUUUUUGCAGAACUGCAAGAGUUACAAGUCCUCAAUCCCGACUUCUCCAGCAAGGAAUCACUGUCGCUGCUUACCCCAACCCAAGUGGCACAGUUGACAUUGACCUCUGGGGCAUUGAAUGACACAGCUGACAUUAAACUUGUGUUUAUGCGGCUGGAGGAAGGAGACGCUUUCAAAAAUGUUGAUGAGUUUCUGACGAUACUGACCGCAAAGGAAGAGAUUCCUGACAUCUAUCCAGCUGUGAGAGAUGUGAUGAUGAAUCUGACAUUUAACAUCAUCAGCCUUCAAUUCCCAAAGUUCGAAACGCUGGACUGGAUUGCAUGGUUCGAAGUAAAGCUGAUUCCCAUCCUCCCCAGUUUUAAUGAAGUCAUGCUCACCAUUGCUACCUCAAACGUUACCUGCACCAACUACCAAGUCAUUGUAAAAGGAAUGGACAGAGCUUUCCCUGAAAUGACUGAGGGUAGAAGAGAAGGAAUCGCAGGAGUCCUGCUGAAAUACCUGAGGAUAUCUGUACACCUUAUCAAUGAACCAGUUUGCAGGUUGAACAUCCACAACGACACUGACUGGCUUGCAAUCAACCUGGGUCCAUACUCCGAAUACACAACCUAUUCGGAUCUCAAAGACUUCAACAUCUCAGGGGUGGCAGUUCUAGACUCCCUCUCACCAAACCAGAAAGCUGAGCUGAUACUGGACCCAAGCACUGGCGCUCUGGAGAAUGAGACUCUUGUGAAGAAGGUUUUCAUCAGCUUGCUGGAAUCUCCAAGGGAAGAGCAGCUCAAUGAGUUCUUUGUGACUUUUGUUGAAGUCACCAAGCAGGAAAACAUCACCAUCAUCACAAACACAGCCGUAAGAGACACAAUGCUAAACCUGACCUUGAUGGCUCUUGCUCCCAAAUUUGACGUCUUUGAGCCAAAAGACUUCCAGCUGUGGUUCCAAGUCAAUCUGGUUGUUCUGCUGGCCAGCUUCAAUCCUGGCAGAUUGGUUGUUAUCCCCCUAAACAUCACCUGUGAAUCCUACAAUGCCAUAUUCACGGGUCUCGACCAAAGUUUGCAAUCUCUUCCGCCUCACCUCUCACAGGGUGUGGAGUCAAGCUUGGAUGCACUGAUGAAGACAUUCCAACGUAUGUGA